Messenger RNA from Microthlaspi erraticum, 264 nucleotides. The record is from the annotation of a GenBank genome assembly. Lineage: Eukaryota; Viridiplantae; Streptophyta; Magnoliopsida; Brassicales; Brassicaceae.
AUGGUGUUGGUCGAAAGUGAAAGAGAAAGCAUUGGAGAGUGGUGGAGUCUCUGUAAACAAAGUGGAGAUGCUCACUCAUUUUCCAGAAAUGUUGAGUUUGGUAUAUUAAACUUAGCUUAUGGUGGUGACGAUGAAGCUUUCCUACAGAAAGUAGUGACUCCUAUACACAAGACAAUAGCAAAGGAAGCAAAGAGAAGUAGAGAAGGAAAGUCGAAGCAUUCUGUGUGGAGAAACUAUGAUGACUUGAAUGAAUAUUUUUGGUAA